This is a messenger RNA of Schistosoma margrebowiei, 840 nucleotides long. NCBI's taxonomy places the organism in Eukaryota, Metazoa, Platyhelminthes, Trematoda, Strigeidida, Schistosomatidae. The record is from the annotation of a GenBank genome assembly.
UUCAAAUGGUUCACUACACUACUUUACAACAACUAUAGUUGAACUUCGAACGGAGCUUAAUUCAAACUUCAGACAAUGAUGGAAUUUUAAGAUAUGCGGCCACAGAUAAACCACAAAUCCAAUGUUUUGGAUAUCAAAUCGGAACUUUUUGACCUCUUACGACAACGAAAAAGCCUGACAGAGACACUGGAGGCAUUAGAACGUCAAAUAUAUCUGUUUGAAGGCAGCUAUCUUGAUGACACGGCUCCUUAUGGGAACAUUAUCAAGGGCUGGGAUAGAUAUUUGAUGGCCAGCUCGAACUCUUUGGUCACUGGUAACUCCAACUUGUCAUUUUCCAGGACUGUUGGGGAUAAACGCGCUCGGAAAUUCCGAGAUUCCGAUCGUCUUUUCUCAAGGUCUUCAGUCACGUCAGUUUCAUCUUUAAAUUCACAGAAUGAAAAUAAUUCAGGAGUUCCUCCCAAUCUACCUCCAGUCAACCAGCUUAUUUCAGGACACUACAAACCUUCUCCUAAUUUCAUGUCCAAUGGGUUUUCAGGAAAUCAGUUCUCCCAAAUUGGCAAGAGUUUUUCAGGUUUCAGCAACGCAUCACAAUCUGGUAAAAAGAAAAAAUCUAGACAGCGAUAAACUCUACUGAAAUGACUCAUAAAUUGGUUUCAGAAAUCUAUGAUAUGGACAGAUGGAUAACAGUACUGCAAAACUAUAUGGAUUCCUCUGCUUUUUUGAGUCACUCAAAAAUUACAUUGCUAGUAUUCUUUUGUUUGAUUACAUUAUGUAAAAGUGUCUCAUCAACAUUGAUAUCUUUCUAACCUUUAUAGUCAACUAAUAUACGUCGAACCACUA